Molecule: messenger RNA, 1758 nt
Organism: Sungouiella intermedia
Lineage: Eukaryota; Fungi; Ascomycota; Pichiomycetes; Serinales; Metschnikowiaceae
Source: the annotation of a GenBank genome assembly
AUGUCGGAAGGCAUCAUGUCAGAUGGUGUCAAGUUGGAAAACGUCAAGUCAGACGCCAUCUUUUCCAUCAACUCAAAAUCCAACGAUGACUUCAUUCCGGGAACCAUAAAUAUUUAUUCCUUCAGUGCCCAAGAAGGUGAAACCGACUUGCAGGUGACAGAUGAUCACAUCAUUCUCUUACCUCAACCUACCCAGUCGGUCAACGACCCUCUCAACUGGACCAAGAGCAAGAAGUUGUGGAACUUUUUUGUUUUGGCCUUCAUUACGGGUUUCACUGCUGCUACGUCCAACGAUGCUGGCUCCAUUCAGGACUCGCUUAACGAGAUUUACGGAAUCUCUUACGAUGCCAUGAACACAGGUGCCGGUGUCUUGUUUAUUGCUAUCGGAUGGGCAACUUUCCUAUUCACUCCAUUUGCCAGUUUGUACGGAAGAAAAAUCACCUAUUUCAUCUGUAUCUUCCUUGGUCUUGGAGGUGCCGUGUGGUUCUCCCAGUGUAGAACCACCUCCGACAGUAUUUGGUCCCAGUUGUUUGUGGGAGCUUCUGAGGCUUGUGCCGAAGCACAUGUGCAACAGUCACUUACCGAUAUGUAUUUCCAGCAUCAACUUGGUUCCGUUUUGACCGUCUAUAUUACUGCUACCUCCGUGGGUACUUACUUGGGUCCAUUGAUUGGAGGCUUUAUUGUUCAGUACGUUGGUUUCAGAUGGGUGGGAUGGAUUGCUGUUUUCAUCUCCGCUGCCUUGUUGAUCGUCAUUGUCUUCGCCAUGCACGAGACCUACUUCGACAGAAGACUCUAUCAUGGUGUCAUUCUGACGGGACUUCCGGGAACUGAGGCUCGCAAUGAGAAAAAGGUUUUGGAGAAGAAGACCAUCGUAGACUCCAAGAACUCUGACUCCAACUCGGUGAACUCCAACUUGUCGAAACAUGAUAACGAUUUGGAAUUGGCCAGAACAGCUAACAAUGGAGCCUCAGAACCCAAGAACAGCUACUGGAAGUCUGUGGCCAUGAUCACUCCCUCUACCAACAUGAUUGGUACUGGUUUCAAGCAGUAUUGUAAGCGUCUCAUUUUGCUUUUCAGAGUGUUCCUCUUCCCUCCAUGUAUUUUCUCCGGUUUGGUGUGGGGAAUGCAAGAUGCCUUGUUGACUUUCUACUUGACUGUGGAAGAUGACCAAUACUACGACCCACCAUACAACUACAGCAACACUGGUGUUGCGCUCAUGAACGUUCCAUGUUUGAUUGGUUCCAUCAUUGGAUGUAUCUACGCCGGUGUUGUCUCCGAUUGGUUCACCAUCUGGAUGGCCAAGCGUAACAAUGGUAUCCAAGAAGCUGAGUUCAGACUCUAUUUCCUUAUUAUACCAGCCGUGUUGUGUCCUGUUGGAUUGAUCCUUUUUGCCGUGGGAACUGACCAGCAAUGGCAUUGGUUCCCCACCUAUUUCGGUUUGGGACUUGUGGGUCUUGGAUUUGGUUCUUCUGGUGACGUUGCCAUGGGUUAUUUAAUGGAUGCAUACCCUGAGAUGGUCAUUGAAAUGAUGGCCGGAGUGUCUGUGAUCAACAACAUGUUUGGAUGUAUUUUUACCUUUGCUUGCUCGCCAUGGUUGAAUGCUAUGGGAAACACCAAGACGUUUAUUAUUUUGGCAGUGAUCACCUGUGUGAUUAUGGGCAGUAGUAUUCCAUUCAUUUAUUUUGGUAAGAGAAUUCGCUUGUGGACCAAGCCUUGGUACCUUGAUUUCUGUGAAAGAAGAGACAGAAUGGAAGGAUAG